Messenger RNA from Argiope bruennichi, 1753 nucleotides. It is a transcript of the gene Rcd5, whose product is annotated as microspherule protein 1-like. Gene Ontology annotation, biological process: positive regulation of transcription by RNA polymerase II. NCBI's taxonomy places the organism in Eukaryota, Metazoa, Arthropoda, Arachnida, Araneae, Araneidae. Gene Ontology annotation, cellular component: MLL1 complex; Ino80 complex; NSL complex. The record is from RefSeq and is a predicted model, not a curated record. Gene Ontology annotation, molecular function: protein binding; G-quadruplex RNA binding. The transcript has 14 exons. Bases 177 to 1628 code for a protein of 483 amino acids.
GAGCUGCAGGUCUUAAAUCAUUCCAUGGCGCAAUAAAGUUAUCUGCGGAAAACGUAACUUUGAGUAAACAAAAGCUAUUUCAAGCUUUUAUUUUUAAAUUGAAAAUAUCGCGAAUUUCCUUUCUAUUUCAGCAUUUAUGAGAAAUUAAACUAAGAAUUUGGCUCAUCAUUGUUCAAAUGUCAACUAUAAGUGAUAGUUCCCAAGAAGCAUCUAAUGCUGCUAUAAGUACUUGUCUUACCCCAGUGUCAUCUCCAAAUAUUUUUAUAAAAAAUGAAAUUCCUGAUCUACAAAGAACUAAUUUGUUUGGCAACAGUCCUGAUAUACUCAAACCAAUCCCAUCUUCCACUGAGCAGAAGCGUCGAAGCUCUUCACGUUCAAUCAAACGAAAGAAAUUUGAUGAUGAAUUAGUUGAAAGCAGUCUGAUCAAAUCAAGUCGAGCCAGGCCUCAAAAUCCCUCAUUUCCCAUUUUCCCUCCUGCAGCAUCUUUAUCAUCGCCUAGUGUAGCUGCCUCUCCUAGCACAUCUAUUGCUAGUAAUCAGAUCCAGGCUGAAACUAACCAAAUCUUAUCUUUGGAAAAAAGAAAGUCAAGGCCUGCUCAGAAAAGAAAUAAGAAACCAAAGAGCAAUCAAGCACAUUUGAACAAGGAUAUUAGCCGUUGGAAACCAGUUGAUGAUUUAAUGUUAAUUCUGUCUGUGCAGCAGACAAAUGAUUUGGAAGCUGUGCACAGAGGCGUGAAAUUUUCUUCAAAAUUUACUCUUAGAGAUGUUCAAGAACGAUGGUAUGCACUUCUCUACAAUGUUUCUAUUUCUAAAGCUGCUCUGUUUGCUAUAAAACAGUUAAAUCCUGAAAUUAUAGCUCAAGUUCAAUCUAAAGUUUUAUUUAGUGCUGAAGAAGAGAAAUUAAUUGCUUCUGUUCCUUCAGAAAAAGUUACUAUAGAAACCUUUCAGGAGUUACUUGAUUCAAAUGCAUCAGUUUUUUUGCCUUCAAGAACUGCCAAAGUAUUACACAGCCACUGGGCUCUCAUGAAACAAUAUAAUCUUCUGCAAGAUCAAAAAGGCAAACAUCGAUUGCAAACAGAAGCUCCAACAACCUUCUCUGAUUUUGAAGAAUUGCUUGAUGAUUCAGAAUUGCAAGAUCUGAGAGAUUUAGCUGUUGAUGAAGAAAUUGCUGGAGUCCAUAGAAAACAUCUGCAAGAAAUUAAGCAGUUAGAAAAUGAAGUUCCAAAGUGGCAAGUACUUGUUGAUUCUGUAACAGGGGUUAGUCUUCCAGAAUUUGACAGCAAAACUUUGGCUGUCUUAAAAGGGCGAAUUGUCAGAUAUCUCAUUCAGUCACGUGAGGUAACGUUUGGUAGAUCAGCCAAAGAUAACCACGUUGAUAUUGAUCUUUCUUUGGAAGGACCGGCUUGGAAAAUUUCUCGAAGACAGGGAGUUAUUAAAAUGGACACAAAUGGAGAUUUUUAUUUAAUAAAUGAAGGAAAGAAACCUAUGUUUAUUGAUGGGAAGCCUGUACUUACUGGAAACAAAUAUAAACUUAGCAAUAAUUCUGUUAUUGAGUUGGCUGUUUUACGAUUUGUUUUCAUUGUGAAUCUUGAAGCCAUAGCAGCUCUCCGAUCAAAAGGACCUGUUUAACUUCAAAAUAAAUUACUGACUGUUAAAUUUCAUUGGUAUUGGAAUGAGCAGUGCGAACUUCAUCAUUCUUGAAGAUAUUUUUGUAUUAUAUAUGUAUAUAAAUAAAUAUCAUGAUUUUCAUUUUA